Colias croceus (clouded yellow) is the source of this 1033-nucleotide messenger RNA. RefSeq lists its product as uncharacterized. The transcript has 2 exons. The record is from RefSeq and is a predicted model, not a curated record. Lineage: Eukaryota; Metazoa; Arthropoda; Insecta; Lepidoptera; Pieridae. The coding region runs from base 33 to 956 and encodes 307 amino acids.
AACACGUUUGUAGCACUCAGUCGGUUAGCAGCAUGCGCGCAGGCGUCGCGAUUUCCAUUCUUGCGGUCUCGGCAUGGUCCUGCGUCACUUGCACACAUGCCCGCGAGUAUAACAGUGCUAAAAACAUUAUAAAAGAUGCAAUAACCUGUGCGAGUAACCUCGGUUUUUCGAAAUGUAUAACAGCGUACGGUGUUUGGAAGGCGGAACGUGCGUUGGAACCGCAAGCGUCUGAGCGUGGCUUUAGUUGGCGGAAUUUUAUGAAUGCAUCGAAUGAAGAGCUUUAUUCAAAGCUUUGUGAUGACACUGAGAAGCUCCUUCGGUAUCGUUCCUUAUCCAUGACAUUAAGUGAAGACUAUGCCCUUCAAUUAAAGUCUACUGAUAAUUCUUCGCUGAAAAUCGACAUAAUACAAAAUGGCGAUGUGGCCACGGGUCGCACCAGCAUGAAGAAAAUGACGAAGAUGUUCUAUCAAGCCUUACCGUUCUUAAUAUUUCCUGGGCUCAUAAUGUCCGCCGUUUUGCCAUUUUUCUUGCCAACGCUCAAAAUGGCUACUCUUGCCACAGGAAUGCUGAACAAUAUGGCUCUCACAGGAGCUGUAUUCACUCUCCUAAGAAACAAUGCCUUUAAUGAUAAUAAAUAUCCCAAGAGAGUUAUCUAUGUGAACGCAGGAUAUGAUGGAAAUAAAUUUAACCACCUCGCUGAAGCUUCCUCUGAUGACCUCGUAGCUGCUAAUUUCGAUACUCAGUACAGCACUGAAAUAACGCAUGAUGCCAAGGACUAUCAUCUCAUUGGUAUCGAUCCGAACACCGGUAUUUCAUAUCCCUUCAAUGCAGAUUGGUUAAAAAAUACCGGCAACGAAGUCAAUAAGGUUAAAAACGUGGAAAUAAUCGGUGAAGUCCCCAGCGUGAACGAUUGGACGAAGCCUAAUAUAAAAUGGAGAAAACAUAGCAAUAGAUAGGUUGCUAAAUAAUAAUCCUCGUUGACUUGCCUUUCAAUUUAAUAGUUUGUAAAUAAAUAUUUAUUGUAAUGUAAAUA